This is a messenger RNA of Centropristis striata (black sea bass), 1446 nucleotides long. RefSeq names its product DnaJ (Hsp40) homolog, subfamily C, member 8 (gene dnajc8). Lineage: Eukaryota; Metazoa; Chordata; Actinopteri; Perciformes; Serranidae. The transcript is spliced from 9 exons. Bases 38 to 793 code for a protein of 251 amino acids. Gene Ontology annotation, cellular component: nucleus. The record is from RefSeq and is a predicted model, not a curated record.
CGUGACGCAUCUACGUCACAUGUAAACCAGGGGGAAGAUGGCGGCCGCCGGAGGAGAGUCGUCCACCGAGAAUGUGUCGGAUGAAUUAUUUAACAAUUUUUACACGGAGGUAAAGCAGAUUGAGAAGAGAGACUCUGUGCUGACCUCCAAGCAGCAGAUUGACAGACUGCUGAGACCAGGCUCAUCCUACUUCAAUCUCAAUCCAUUUGAGGUUCUGCAAAUUGAUCCAGAGGCAACAGACGAUGAAUUGAAGAAAAGAUUUCGGGCGUUGUCCAUUUUGGUCCAUCCAGACAAGAACCAGGGUGAUCCAGACAGAGCACAGAAAGCCUUUGAAGCUGUGGAUAAGGCGUACAAACUCCUACUUGAGCCAGAGCAGAGAAAGAGAGCCUUAGACGUGAUCCAUGCAGGACAGGAAUAUGUGGAGCAUAAUGUGAAGGAGAAAAGGAAACAGUUGAAGAAGGAAGGAAAGCCAAUAGAUGUGGAGGAGGACGACCCUGAAAUGUUUAAGCAAGCCGUUUACAAACAGACCAUGAAGCUGUUCGCAGAGCUCGAAAUCAAAAGAAAGGAAAGGGAAGCAAAGGAAAUGCAUGAAAGGAAAAGGGCAAGAGAGGAAGAAAUCGAGGCAGCAGAGAAAGCAAAGCGGGAGAGAGAAUGGCAGAAAAAUUUUGAGGAAACAAGAGAUGGGCGUGUGGACAGUUGGAGGACCUUUCAGGCCAAAGGCAAAAAGAGCAAGGAGAAGAAGAAUAGGUCCUUCCUCAAGCCUCCGAAAGUCAAGAUGGAACAGAGGGAAUGAUGCUGUAAAAUGGGACUUUAUUAGAAAAAAAACCCACUGUUAUAAAAACUCCAGUUGUGUGUGUCCUCACCUUGUCGUCCGCAAUCAACUAUGAAGUUGUUAUCACACAGUCACCGGGAUACUUCAUCAACCUGACCCUGACAAACGUAGUUUUGUACUUGGUUUUCUAAUGUACAUAAUUGUGAUCUAGACCCAGAGAUCAAACCUGCCUCACGUAAGAAAGACAAAAUGAUGCAUCUUCCACAUCUGUAACUGAGGAGAAAAUGUGGUUUAUCAUUGUUGUUUUUUUGGUUCUUUUUUUUUACUAAAUAAAGCUUGGUCUUAACAAGCAAAUCCUCACAGUGGUCUACAAAGUGGAGUCUGAAAAUUUUCACCAUAAAAUGAAAGGUAUGUAUGGGCGAGGUGUGGGGGAUUACUGUUUUGAGAAUCUGGUUGUUGUAAACACUUUACCAAGCCAGUCAAACUAAUUGGAUUUACACACAAAAUCUUGAAAUAUGCUGUCAGAUCUGAGCAGAAUAGGAAAACACUUUUGUGUUGGCCACCAGGUCACAAAAACAAGAGUUUAUAGUGAAAAUGCAGGUUUUGCAAUUAGUGUCUUAGUUUUGCAUGUCUUAAAUGUGUUAAAAUACUGUCAAUAAAAACACCUGACUGGU